Molecule: messenger RNA, 2191 nt
Organism: Gasterosteus aculeatus aculeatus (three-spined stickleback)
Lineage: Eukaryota; Metazoa; Chordata; Actinopteri; Perciformes; Gasterosteidae
Gene: btbd17b
Product: BTB (POZ) domain containing 17b
Molecular function (GO): protein binding
Source: RefSeq, a predicted model, not a curated record
GGCCAGCGUCCUACAUAAAGAGUGCGGGACGGGGAGCCGGACGGCGCGCGCGGGGCAACAACACCUUUCUGCAAGCACACCGCCAAGACACAGCAGCGAGAGGAAGAGUCGGGAGAAGGGUGGCACAGAGGGAGGAAGAGAGCCAAGGAAUAACUGAGAAGAUAUGGUUCGCUCAUGUGGACAAGGGAUCCCUGCCUGGGCCUAUGUGGGCGCCCUGUUCCUCUUAAUCCACUCUGUCACAGUUGGAGGAGCUGCCCUGAAGCAGGAGGUGGCGUUGGACAGUGGGGCCACGGUGCUGAAUCACUCCAUGAGUUUGGUGCAGCGUAUGGAGACCCUGCUGGCCCUGGGCAACAGCAGUGACGUCACCCUCAAAGUGCAGACCAUCAACACGGACGAGGUGAAGGUGAUCCAGGCCCACAGCCUGGUCCUCUCGCUGCAGAGUGACGUGUUUGAGGAAAUGCUGCUCAGUCGCAACGGCAGCGCGGUAUUUUUGAGGGAGACGGCCGAAUGCGCAGCCGUCUUUGACAAGUUUGUCAGGUAUCUGUACUGUGGUGACAUCUCAGUGCGGCUGGAUCAGGCCAUUUCUCUGCACAAGCUGGCCAGCAAGUAUCACGUGUGGGAUUUGCAACAAGGUCUGACCCAGUAUAUGACCCAACAUCUGUCUAGUGAUUCGCCCACGGGCCAUGUGAUCGGUUGGUACAACUACGCGUUGCAAAUUGGGGACGUUGUCCUGCGGGACAGCUGCCUGCAGUACCUUUCCUGGAACCUGUCGUCUGUGCUGCAGAGCGGAGAAUGGGGCUCCAUCAGUGAGGACCUGCUCCUCUCCUUGCUCCAGCGCUCUGACCUCAUUCUGCAGAGUGAGCUGGAGCUUUACGAGGCCCUGGAGGCCUGGAUUAGCCAGAACAAGCCUGUCAGUUCGACGAUCGAAAGCGCCUUAAGGGCUGUUCGAUACGGCAUGAUUCCCCCUCAGCACCUCUUCCGUCUUCAGAAGCAAUCCCCCCUCCUUCAGAAGCAUUACGAGUCCAUCCGGGAUCUACUCUACCUAGCUUUCCAAUUUCACUCGGCUUCACCUAUACAAUUGGCCAAGUACUUUGAUGUCAACUGCAGUAUUUUCACCCCGCGUAACUACCUGUCCGUCUCCUGGGGUUCCCCAUGGCUCCUCAAUAACCCCACUCGCGAUGACCGCAGCUUUAGCUUCCAGACCCAGCUCGGGCCCAGCGGCCAUGACUCCAGCAAGAGAGUGACCUGGAACGCCCUUUUCUCCCCUCGCUGGCUCCCACUCAGCGCCAGGUCAACCUACACAGAGAUGGGCGCCAUGCAGCCCACACGCACAGAUGCCGGUCGACCCCGCAUCAUCGUAACACCUGCCACCUCUAGUCCAGACUUUGCCGGCGUGAGCUUCCAGAAGACGGUGAUCGUGAUGGCAAGGCAGCAAGGAAAAGUGGUGGUUCGGCACGUCUACAACUUCCACCAAAGCACAGAGGAGGCCGGAGACUUCCUGGUCGACGCCGACCUGCAGAGACGCGUGUCAGAGUACCUGAUUGACAGCUCCCUCUAUCUGCACGUUGUAAUAAAACCUCUCUACCACUCUCUCAUUGUGUCAAGGAAGUAAACGCCUGGAAUGUGGUGUGACGUUAUCGUUAUACACCCUGCACCAUCAUUCCAAAGAAAUCUCAUAGCACGUGUUUAGGCAUCCAGUGACGGGUGUGAUCUCUAUUUUGCACGAAGCUACAAGGAAGCUUUUCCAAUAUAACUCCUCAGAAGUGAUGGUCACAAUGAUGAUGCUUUUUUUUUUUGAGUAUUUAUGCAUACUAGAAAAAACAGAACAAAAAAAAUCUAUUGUACUGUAUUUGUUCAGUUAUUCUGUAGUCAGGCAGUUUGUUCCUUGGAUGUAUGUGAUAGUUAAUGUUGUUUGCAGAGGUACUGUAGGAAUUUUUAUUAAAAAAAACGUGUUUGUUUUGCAUUUCACUAUCUAGCAGUGGAAUAUAGAUAUUUAGUUCAUUACACCUAUAUCCUGUUCAAUCCUGCAAUAUACUUGUUAGUUGUUUACAUAACAAAAUGUGUAAUUUGAAGUGCAAUCCCACUUGUAUGCUCUGGAUGAUUUGUAUGACAGUGCGUCCUCUAUUUCUUAUUCAUUGUUGUACCCUCGUUUUAUCUCCCUUUUAAAUAAACUGUAUGUGUAAGUAUGUGA